UAUUGCAAAGCGAAUGUUUUUGUUCUUGCUGAGUGAUAGUUUGUAAUAAUUAGUGAUUGUAACAAUAAUUAGUGAAAGAAUAGAUGUUAAUAAGUUGUUUUAAGUGAUACAAGUGAACGGACUUUGCAUAGAAUAUGAAAUUUCGCUUCUGCGGGGAAGGAGACUGCCCGGAUUGGGUGCUGGCCGAAAUCCAUUCCAACUUGGCGGUGCUCAGCUCGGAACAGCUGCAAGAAGUUGCCCAUCAUGUAGCGAAAUGCAUCGUUGGAGAGGAUGUUCCAGAGGACAAUGUUCGUGCAAUUUUCGGCAUUUCGAAAGGAUCGAUGGACACCCCGAAGGCGGCCUUCGCGUGUAUCCGCUUUCUUCUGGUAAGUGCAGCCCGUUUCAAUACUGAAGGCUCCGUAUUCGGUACCGAAUUGCAACAGUUGGGUCUACCCAAAGACCACACCACGGUUAUGUGCCAGGUGCUGGAGGAUUACGUUAGUCAGAUCCGUUCCCAACUGCGUCAAUCCAGCCUGACGAUUAAUGAGCUGGAAAGUGUUACACGUUCCGUACCGGAAAAUACGAUUGAUUGCGUGCAACUUCAGUUCAAUAUUAAAAAUGAAAUUGUUAAUGGCGUUCCUCAGCGGACGAAUCACGCAGUCAAUAUCAAUCGCAGUGACAUUCCCGUUCUCCUCAAAGAGCUGAAAUCAAUCAAGUCUAUAAUGGAUGGGUAUGAUUACGAAGCGAAGCACAGUGAAGUGAAGUAGUUAUGCCUGGCGCAAUACAUCGAUGAAUGGUCAUCACAUUUUUCA
Aedes albopictus (Asian tiger mosquito) is the source of this 791-nucleotide messenger RNA. Its product is annotated as COMM domain-containing protein 4. Lineage: Eukaryota; Metazoa; Arthropoda; Insecta; Diptera; Culicidae. The record is from RefSeq and is a predicted model, not a curated record. The transcript is spliced from 3 exons. Bases 135 to 746 code for a protein of 203 amino acids.